UGAGUUGCAAAUGAAAAUGGUUCAUUCCAGUGCCACGAGCGCACCCCUCUUUCGUGGCGCACAUUGGUAUCGCCCAGAAGCCUUGCAGAAGGGAAGCGGCUGCAGAGGCCUUUUCCACCGAGUGAAAUGGCAAACGCGGCUCCCAAUUUAUUCAUGACUUUCUUGGCCAGAUCUCAGCUCGGCUUACUCAUGCCAGGCCUUUCCGCCUUACACAAUCAAAGAACGAAUGGGAAGCUUUCCCAGCAUUUCAGACACGCAGCCGAUUUCAUAUCAGGACAGGAGAACAAAGCCACUGUAGAAAGUCUGUCUGAAUUAUCUGUGGAUGUCAAGAAAAUCCGUAGGCUGAAGCCAUGGGUGCUCUCAAAAGAGGUGACGUAUGUCAAAGAAAUGGCUAGUAUUCUACAAAAAAUGGGAGCUGAUGGGAGUUCUGUAGCAUAUAUUUUUGAAUGCUGUCCGGAGGCCAUUCUUCGCAGCCCUGCAGACGUCAGUUGUCAAAGAGACCUGUGGUUAUCCGUCUGCCGAAAUGAAAACCAGUUAGUUGAAUUAAUAAAACGGUUCCCGGAUUCCUUUUUUACAGUUGAACACUAUGAAAGCCAGAAAGCCAAUGUCAAAUUCUUUAAAGACCUGGGGCUAAAGAAUACCAUUAUCAGCAGGCUUUUAACAAGUGCCUCGAAUAUUUUUCAUAAUCCUGUGGAAAAGAACAAACAUAUGAUAGAAACCUUGCAGAGUCACUACUUAAGGCUAGGUGGUUCACAGGAGAAUAUGAAGACCUGGCUGCUAAAACUACUGAGUCAAAAUCCAUUCAUUUUGUUAAAUACCUCUUCCACUGUCCAAGAAAACUUGGAGUUCCUUCACAAGAACAAGUUUACUGAUUCAGAGGUCUUAUGCCUUGUAUCCAAGCUCAAGGGGUUUAUUGUUCAGCUCAACCCUGCCACGAUGCAGAACAGCCUGCUGUACUCAAAGAAUAUUUUCAAAUGCACGGAUCAAGAACUGAAAGAAUUAAUACUGAAAUGCCCUGCCCUUCUCUACUAUUCGGUUCCAGUUUUGGAAGAAAGACUGCAGGAGCUCUUGAAGGCCGGGGUUUCUGUCGACCAAGUGAAAGAGGCGCCUGGAGUACUGGAACUUUCAACAGAGAUCGUGCAGCACCGGAUAAAAAAAUUAAAUGCCAUAGGCUUCAGUUUAAAGACUGGCAAUCUAGAAUAUCUCAACGGAACAAAAAAGGAUUUUGAAACCGCUUACGGAAAGAUACAAGCAAAAAGGGAGAGGCCUGUAUUUAAUCCAGUUGCUCCUUUAAAUAUUGAAGAUUAAAUUCCAGAACAUGCUUAAGCAAUGUUGUAUGGAAGAGAGAGAAAAAACAAACAAACAAAGGAUGCACUUUUUACACCUUAAGUAAAUUGGACCUAAUUGACACUCAAAGUGGAUUUUUUUUUAUCCAGAUGUACUUCCUUCAUCUUAAGAGGAAAUACAAUAUAUGAUGGAAUUGCAAGCUUUCUUACCUAAUUGGAGGCUAGUUUAUCUGGUGCCUUGAGCAGUAUUGUUCACACGGAGUGUAUACUAAAUAAAA
Molecule: messenger RNA, 1564 nt
Organism: Anolis sagrei ordinatus
Lineage: Eukaryota; Metazoa; Chordata; Lepidosauria; Squamata; Anolidae
Gene: MTERF2
Product: mitochondrial transcription termination factor 2
Biological process (GO): termination of mitochondrial transcription; regulation of DNA-templated transcription
Cellular component (GO): mitochondrial matrix
Molecular function (GO): double-stranded DNA binding
Source: RefSeq, a predicted model, not a curated record